GUCAGUCCAACCUCUUCACCUUCCACGACCCUUUUGAGAUCAAUAUCUUUUGGAAAGUCCUGCGCCUUGACACAAUCUGAAAUCUCCAUAAUGGAACGACAAGAAGCUCCUCCUCCUCCUCCUCCACCUCCACCUCCGCCUCCGCAUGGAAUCCCGUCGUUGCCGCCGCUGUUGCCUCAGAACCCUCCCUACGUUGUCGCUGAUUCCUCGUCGCACCCGCCUCCCAUAGACACCCACCAAGUCCUCGAAGAAAUCAACAGUUUGGUCAGCCUCGCUUCUGGUAGUGCUAGUGCCUGGAUCGAUGGACGGGGUACCCUUGAUGGGGACGCCGCGCGCCAUGAGGCUUCUUUAGUGGCGUCCGAGUACCGAACAGCCAUGGAAGAGAUCAGGGCGAGGAGAUUGGAGAAGCGAUCUAAGGCUGCCGCGAGCAGCAGAGCUCGAAAGGCGGCGAGCCCGAGGUUCGAGUUCCAAACGAGGAGCGAGGACGACCUGCUCGACGAUGGCUUUCGUUGGAGGAAAUACGGGCAGAAAGCCGUCAAGAACAGCACGCACCCCAGGAGCUACUAUCGCUGUGCCCAUAUCGCGUGCAAUGUGAAGAAACAAGUGCAGAGGCUGUCUGAGGACACUAGCAUCGUUGUGACGACUUACGAAGGCAUUCACAAUCAUCCCUCCGAGAAGAUAAUGGAAACCCUAUCUCCUCUUCUGAGGCAGAUUCAAUUGCUCUCUAGAUUUUCGCCCGACAAGUGAUGACCCCUCUUCAAUUCUUGGGCAAUUCUUUAGUUAAUAAUCUGUACACAUAUAUGCGCUUCUUAACUUUAUUCCACUUCCCUUGGUACAUGAACAACUCAAUCUUAACAUAUGAUAACAGUUCUUUUAUGAGCCAAA
This is a messenger RNA of Eucalyptus grandis, 885 nucleotides long. Its product is annotated as probable WRKY transcription factor 75. Gene Ontology annotation, biological process: regulation of DNA-templated transcription. Gene Ontology annotation, molecular function: sequence-specific DNA binding; DNA-binding transcription factor activity. The record is from RefSeq and is a predicted model, not a curated record. The coding region runs from base 91 to 747 and encodes 218 amino acids. The transcript has 2 exons. NCBI's taxonomy places the organism in Eukaryota, Viridiplantae, Streptophyta, Magnoliopsida, Myrtales, Myrtaceae.